Didymella exigua CBS 183.55 is the source of this 5540-nucleotide messenger RNA. RefSeq names its product clathrin heavy chain. The transcript is spliced from 8 exons. The record is from RefSeq and is a predicted model, not a curated record. Gene Ontology annotation, biological process: Golgi to endosome transport; receptor-mediated endocytosis; intracellular protein transport. Gene Ontology annotation, cellular component: actin cortical patch; clathrin coat of trans-Golgi network vesicle; clathrin complex. The coding region runs from base 159 to 5210 and encodes 1683 amino acids. NCBI's taxonomy places the organism in Eukaryota, Fungi, Ascomycota, Dothideomycetes, Pleosporales, Didymellaceae. Gene Ontology annotation, molecular function: clathrin light chain binding; structural molecule activity.
CUAACCCACUCACCCCACACCGUCAAACGACACCCUCUCAUUUUCUAUCGCGCGCCUCUGGAGUUGUGCAUCUGGGUUUAAUACUUCUUUCCCUUCCGAUACCCCCAUAGUUGAGCGACCUCUCACCCCAGUGAGCUUGGAGCUGGUCUGUCGCAAACAUGGCUCAGCGCCAGGUUCCGUUGCACGUCACUCAGCCGACGCUGCUCACGAACUUGAACAUUCUCCCAGCGUCGAUAUCAUGGCAAAACUGUACUCUCGAGUCCGACAAGUACGUUUGCGUGCGCCAGGUCAACAACGAGGCCAACACCCCCGCCGAGACCGUCAUCAUCGAUCUGAAGAACACAAACAACGUCAUCCGCAGACCGAUUCGCGCAGACAGUGCGAUUAUGCACUUGACUGAGCCGAUCAUUGCUCUGAAGGCGCAGGGUAGAACGUUGCAGCUGUUCAACCUUGAGACAAAAGAGCGUCUGCAGACAUACAGCCAUCAGGAAGACAUAGUUUUCUGGCGAUGGAUCAGCCAAACCACGCUUGCGCUGGUCAGCUCGAAGGCUGUGUAUCACUGGGAUGUGCUGGAGUCAAAGACCUCGACACCCCGCAAGAUCUUCGACCGCCAGGAGCAACUCGAGAACAACCAAAUCAUCAACUACGUAACGAACGAUGAUGAGAGCUGGUCUUGUUUAGUGGGCAUUGCAGCGGGUGCCAACGGUGGCAUUCGCGGUAACAUGCAGCUGUUCUCCAAGGCGAGAAACGUCAGCCAGCCUCUGGAGGGUCACGCAGCCACCUUCGGCACACUCCGUCUCGACGGCGCGACAACAGACACCAAGAUCUUUGCGUUUGCCGUCAAGUCGCAAACCGGCGAGGCCAAGAUCAACAUUGUUGAAGUCGACCACAAUGCGGCCAAUCCGGCAUUCCCCAAGCGAUUGAUCCCGAUUCACUGGCCUGCUGAGGGCACAGGUGACUUCCCACUCGGCAUCCACAUCGCGCACAAGUACGGCAUUCUAAUCGUAAUCACCAAGUUCGGUUUCAUCCAUCUGCACGAUCUCGAGACCGGUACUGCUCUCUUCUUGAACAGGAUUUCGGAAGAGACUGUCUUCACUACCGCGCGCGACGAUGAGGGCACCGGGGUUGUUGUUAUUAACAAGCGCGGACAGGUGUUGCAUACGACUGUUCGCGAGGACACACUGAUCCCGUACAUUAUGGAGAAUCCAGCAUGUGCCGAGAUUGCCUACAAGCUCGCAUCCAAGGGCGGUCUUCCAGGAGCCGACAACUUGUACAACCAGCGAUUCGAGCAGUUGAUGAACCAGGGCAACUACUCUGAGGCUGCUAAGGUCGCAGCCAGCUCACCGCGUGGUUUCCUCCGCACAAUGAACACCAUCAACCGUCUGCGCUCGGUUCCCCAGCAGCCCGGUCAAAUCACCGUUCUUCUGCAGUACUUCGGCUCGCUGCUCGACAAGGGUGGCCUGAACCGCGAGGAGACACUGGAGCUGGCCCGCCCUGUCUUUGCACAAGGCCGAAAGCACCUGAUCGAAAAGUGGCACAAGGAGGGCAAGCUCCACUGCUCUGAGGAGCUUGGUGACCUUGCUAAGCCUCACGAUCUGAACCUUGCUCUGGCUAUCUACAAGGAGGCCAACGUUCCUCAGAAGGUCGUUGCUUCGCUUGCCGAGCUUGGCCACUACGACAUGAUCGUUCAGUACUGCACGUCAGUUGGCUACACUGCCGACUACAACGUUCUUCUCCAGCACGUCAUCAGGUCGAACCCUGAGAAGGGAGCCGAGUUCGCCAUCCAGCUUGCAAAGAACGAGAGCGGCCCACUCAUCAGUACCGACCGCGUUGUGGACAUCUUCCAGUCUCAGGGAAUGAUCCAACAAGCCACCGCAUUCCUUCUCGAUGUGCUCUCCAACGACCGCGAAGAGGAGGGCCACUUGCAGACAAAACUGCUCGAGAUGAACUUACUCAACGCCCCUCAAGUCGCUGAUGCCAUUCUCGGAAACGAGAUGUUCCACCACUACGACAAGGCUCGCAUCGCCUCUCUUUGCGAGAACGCCGGUCUACUUACACGCGCAUUGGAGCACAAUGACGACCCCGCGGCCGUCAAGCGCAUCAUUGUACAAACCGACAAGCUUCCCGAGGAGUGGUUGCUCAAUUACUUUGGUCAGCUCACUGUCGAGCUUUCCCUGGAGUGCAUGGAUGCUAUGCUCACAUCCAACAUCCGACAGAACCUUCAAGCCGUCAUUAGAAUCGCCCAGAAGUACUCCGACCUCCUUGGUGCCACCAACAUCAUCGACCUCCUUGAGAAACACCGCACAGCUGAGGGUCUGUACUUCUUCCUCGGCUCCAUUGUUAACGUCAGCGAGGACCCGGAUGUUCACUUCAAGUACAUCGAGGCUGCGACCACUAUGGGUCAGCUGAACGAGGUCGAGCGUAUCUGUCGCGAGAGCAACUACCUACCUGCUGAGAAGACGAAGAACUAUCUCAAAGAAGCCAACUUAACCGAGCAGUUACCUUUGAUCAUCGUGUGCGACCGAUUCAACUUUAUCCACGACUUGGUUCUGCACCUCUACAAGAAGCAGCAGUUCAAGUCCAUUGAGGUCUACGUACAGCGUGUCAACCCUGCCAGGACUCCUCAGGUCGUCGGAGGUCUACUUGACGUUGAUUGCGACGAGAGCAUCAUCAAGAGCCUUUUGUCCUCGGUCACACCCUCAUCAAUUCCCAUCGACGAGCUUGUCUCUGAAGUCGAGUCGCGCAACCGCCUCAAGCUUCUCCUGCCCUUCUUGGAGGCGACACUGCAGGCCGGAAACGAGCAGCAGGCUGUCUUCAACGCCCUGGCCAAGAUUUACAUCGACUCCAACAAUAACCCCGAGAAGUUCCUCAAGGAGAACGACCAGUACGACACCCUUGUUGUUGGUAAGUACUGCGAGAAGCGCGAUCCUAACCUUGCGGUGAUCGCCUACUCCAAAGGCCAGAACGACCUGGAGCUCGUCAACAUCACCAACGAGAAUGCCAUGUUCAAGGCCCAAGCUCGUUACCUGCUUGAUCGUGCCGAGUCUGAGAUCUGGGACUUCGUCCUGAGCGACAACAACAUGCACCGCCGAUCCUUGAUCGACCAGGUCACAUCUGUGGCAGUACCUGAAUCAACAGACCCUGACAAGGUUUCGGUCGCCGUCAAGGCGCUUAUCACCAAUGACAUGCCAGCUGAGCUCAUUGACUUGCUCGAGAAGAUCCUGCUCGAGCCUACCACCUUCAGCGACAACCCAUCUCUACAGAACCUUCUCAUGCUUACAGCAGCCAAGUCCGACCGUGGGCGCGUUGCUGGAUACAUUCAGCAGCUUGAAAACUACACACCCGAGGACAUUGCUCAGCAGUGUAUCGAGGUUGGCAUGUACGAUGAGGCCUUCGAGAUUCACAAGAAGCACGGUCAGCACGUCGAUGCUGUCAACGUCCUUGUCGAUCACAUUGUCAGCAUCGACCGUGCUCAAGAGUACGCCGACCGCGUCGAUACACCGGAUGUCUGGAGCAGAGUCGCUAAGGCCCAGCUUGACGGUCUCCGUGUCACUGACUCGAUUGAAUCCUACAUCCGCGCCGGAGAUGCCUCCAACUUUCUCGAAGUCAUUGAAGUAGGAACUCACGCAGGCAAGGACGAGGACCUCAUCAAGUUCUUGAGGAUGGCUCGCAAGACCCAGCGUGAGGUCCCUAUUGACACCGCCCUGGCCUUCUGCUUUGCUCGCACCAACCAGCUGUCAGAGCUCGAGGACUUUCUUCGUGGAACUAACGUCACUGAUGUCGAGGCAUCCGGUGAUAAGGCUUACGAGGAGGGCUUCCACGAGGCUGCCAAGAUCUUCUUCACCAGCAUUUCCAACUGGGCCAAGCUUUCCACCACUCUCGUCCACCUUGAGGAUUACCAGGCUGCUGUUGAAUGUGCCCGCAAGGCAAACAGCGUUAAGGUCUGGAGACAGGUCAAUGAGGCCUGUGUUGCGAAGAAGGAAUUCCGCCUCGCCCAGAUUUGCGGUCUCAACCUCAUCGUCCACGCUGAGGAGUUGACCGAGCUCGUAAAGCAGUACGAGCGCAACGGCUACUUCGAUGAGCUCAUCGCCCUUCUGGAGGCCGGUCUCGGUCUCGAGCGUGCGCACAUGGGCAUGUUCACAGAACUCGGCAUUGCACUUGCCAAGUACCAUCCCGAGCGCGUAAUGGAACAUUUGCGUCUGUUCUGGUCCCGCAUCAACAUUCCUAAGCUUCUCCGCGCGGUCGAGGAGGCUCACUUGUGGCCAGAGCUCAUCUUUCUUCACAUCCAUUACGACGAGCUGGACCAAGCAGCUUUGUCCAUGCUUCAACAUGCAGCGGACGCCUGGGAGCACCAGGCUUUCAAGGAUAUUGUGGUCAAAGUGAGCAACGUGGAGAUUUAUUACCGCGCCCUCAGCUUCUAUCUUGAGCAGGCCCCAACGCUCCUCGUGGAUUUGUUACAGGCCCUUAUCCCAAGGAUUGACGUCAACCGUGUGGUCCGCAUCUUCACGCAGAGCGACAACAUUCCUUUGAUCAAGCCGUUCUUGCUCAGCGUCCAGUCUCAGAACAAACGCGAAGUCAACAAUGCUCUCCAUGAUAUUCUCAUCGAGGAAGAGGACCACAAGACGCUGCGUGACUCGGUCAGCAACCACGACAACUAUGAUGCAACCGCCUUGGCUCAGCGUCUUGAGAAGCACGACUUGAUCUUCUUCCGUCAGAUCGCCGCGGACAUCUGGCGCAAGUCAAAGCGCUGGGACCGUUCCAUCGCGUUGUCCAAGCAGGACAAGUUGUUCAAGGAUGCAAUCGAGACAGCGGCGAUCUCCAGCAAGCCUGAUGUUGUGGAAGACCUGCUUCGCUACUUCGUGGACAUUGGUAGCCGUGAGUGCUACGUGGGUAUGCUCUACGCCUGCUACGACCUCAUUCGCCCUGACGUCAUCUUGGAGAUGUCAUGGCGCAACGGUCUCCAUGAUUUCACCAUGCCGUACAUGAUCAACCUUCUGUCGCGCCAGACUGCAGCCAUCGAGCUGCUGACAAAGGACAACGAGGAGCGCAAGGCUCGCGAAGUCUCUCAACAGAAGAAGGAGGACGAUACCCCUAUCCUCGGCUCGCGUCUCAUGCUCACGCAGGGGCCUAUUGCCUCCGCGCCGUCUCCCGGCCCUUACGGCCAGGCUAACGGCAUCGCACCUCAGCCCACCGGCUACCGAGGCUUCUAGAGCAUUGGGCGGCGAUAGAUGAUGAAGUUGAUGGUCUUGCAUGAAGAAAAUGGCGGGCGAUUGAUUCAAUCUACAUAUUGAUCUUUUGGCGGACAUGCAAAAGCGGGUGCAUCCCUGAUUAGUAGCAGCGAUGGAACCUAAUGGCGUUCAAUGGAGGUUCCCCGGUAUGCAUUAUUACUGGGCUUGUUCAUGCCAUGUAUACUACUUAAUCAUUGUUUCUUCAGAUGUCAUUUGCCGCAGAAACACCCAGUGACAUUGCACAGACUUGGUCAUUAGUGUACGUAAUAGAUUGAGACUGCGUCGCUUCGCACAGCUUGCGGUGCACACGGG